AUGGGCUCAAUCAACAAACAAAUCUCGCGAUACGAGACGACAGCAGUUUAUACCCAUCCCGACGCUAAAGUUGAUGUUGUACUCGUUCACGGUCUAAACGGCGAUCCACAACGGACCUGGACGUCCAAGAAUGACGUCUUCUGGCCGACCGACCUACUCCCCACAUCCUUAAGAGAAGCGCGGGCGAAUAUUCUGGUUUACGGAUAUAACGCCGAUGUAUACUCAAAAAAACAUGGGUCCAACCCGAGCGAUAACUUCAUGUACAUGCAUGCGCAGACCUUAGUAACGUCCCUUACACACUAUCGGAAGGAUGAACAAUCUACACGCAACCCCAUCAUCUGGGUAUGUCACAGCUUGGGCGGUAUUCUAGUCAAGCGCGCUCUAUUAUACUCGAACGACUUGAGAUCUUCUCAACAUGAGGACUACCGAUCGAUAUACGUCUCAACGUAUGGCAUGAUAUUUCUCGGUACACCACAUGCGGGUUCGGAUUUGGCGGGAUGGGGAACUAUGCUACAAGCAAUGUCGGACGCAGUUGUUCCUCGAACAUUCUUUCAGUCCGAGUCAGUACUCCUAAAGACGCUGAAAAGGGAUAACGAAACGCUGCAGAACAUCAACAGCCAUUUCCUCGACAUCUACCAGCGAUUUAAAAUUCUUAUGGCCCACGAGAACCAUAAGACGGAUUUAAAAGGAACGAAGUCGCUCAUAGUUGACGCACAUUCGGCAAGUCCCCAGCUUCCGGGUGUAACAUACUAUGCUAUUGAAGCAACCCACUCCGGCAUGUGCAAGUUCGAUAGCAGAAAUGCGCCGGGAUACAGAACAAUAGCUACGGCUAUAAGGGAAUGGGUUCUAGAUUGCCCCGACGUAAUCGCGACCAGAUGGAGGGUAGAAGACGAUGAAAGAUUAGCGAGGGCAAAACACGAGAUAGAAGAGAGGAUGAAACCAUGGGUAUGUUCUCGUCCCAAGUCCAACAACUCCAACCACGAAAAUCAGGCUGGCCAAGGAUCCAGUAGGUUACCAGCCCUACCCUUUCUGGAGAGUAGCUCAUACCAUGAAUAUUUCCCGUCACAACAAUCCAAAUCUGAUCAUGACCCUUCACAAGAACCCCUCUUCGUCAAACCGACUGUCUUCCGUCCUAAUAUGUAUUUCAAAGGUCGAGACAAAGAGCUCAAGCUGUUGCAUAAAAUGUUAAUGGACCGUAAAAGAAGGUCCGUAGGAACCUCAUCUGUGCUGAUCCAGAGUAUGCCUGGAGGUGGUAAGACUCACUUGGCGCGACAAUAUGUAUUCCAACAUAAAUAUGAUUUUCCCGGUGGUAUCUUUUGGAUCCGGGCGAAAUAUUUGGAAGAACUAGAUUACGGCUAUUGGGACAUCGCGAAGACAGUGGGCCUGAGCGAGGCAACACACCUAGAUCACGAAGGGCUUAUCGAUACCCGCCGUAUGGUGGGCGCUGUACAAGCAUGGUUGAGCAGCAACGAAAACUGGUUGCUAGUCCUGGAUGGCGUCCACUUUGACCUCCCACAUCUUCAGCACUACAUCCCAUUCGCGAGGCAUACCAGUAUCAUCUACACAUCAACGGAGCGAACACCAGGCGAAGACUAUCAAUUCGACAACCCUCAAGUUAUUGCGCUGGACGCAUUGACCAAGCAGGAAGCUCAAGAACUCCUUUUCGAAGAGAUGGGGAAGAAGAGGCCAUAUACACAGGAUGACUUGAGGCGUGCUGAAGAACUCGUCGAACUGAUGGAUCGUUUACCUCUUAUGAUUCAUGUCGCCGCGCUUCAACUCAAAGCUACCCGAGAACCACUCGCCAAAUACUUAAGGUCUUACCGAAGUCGUCCGAAAGUAGGUGGCCUGCUGGCGUAUCGCGCGGUCCGUGAGCAGCUCGAACAUAGAGGUGCCAGCGCUGCGUUAAACCUGAUGUCUUUGCUCGCAUUCUUCGGCACACACAUCCCCGUCGAGAUGGUCGUACUGGGUACCAAAGCUUUGGACAAGAGGACACCGGUCAGAUCUACGGAACCCGAAACCCGGAGGGUAUCGUUAAACAACACUUUCAAAAUACUCAUCGCCUUCGCUCUAGUGGAGCGAAAUGAAAACAAUGAAGCCUCAUCGGCCAGUUCGAAUAGUACUCGCAGUGUCGACAUGGGCCAAGACAGCCUCGAUAUACUUAGGAUUCACGGGAUUGUCCAAGCUUUCUUCGUUGAUGUUCUUGCUGAAGAAAGACAGGCUCCGUUUUGGUUGGAACGAGCAAUCUGCGUCUUUUGUAGAGCUUUCGAUAUAAGCGACCGCCGAGUCGAGGAAGACUUGCAAACGGGAGUACCGGAAGACUUCCGAAGAUUCCUCAUUCAUGGUGAACGAUUAUUAGCUCAUCUUAACCGUUUCGAAAGAAGAUACCCGGAUCUCACCGAGUGCAGAGAACUAGUGGAGUCGCGUCUGAGCACCAUCGAUAAGCGAAUCGAUCAACUCACUAAGCGGAUUACGGAUGCUUCUAGCCAGGGUUCUGCACCAGUGGUCGCCUCUGUAUUCGAGCGGACAAAUAGCUUAUCGGAAGGGGACACGGAUACGCCACCGAGUAACAGUAGUAUAGUCGAACCCUACAUGCUGUAUGAAGAAGAAUCACCGUUAGCAUCUCCGGCGAUAUACAGCGCCACCGAGCCGCAGCACAACCCUUACCAUUGGCAUGUUACAUACCCGCACGGCUACGACGAUAUCGAUUAUUCAAGGACGGUUACACCGCAGCCUGCGCCAACAGAAGUAUUCGAGUCGAUGUCUAUGCCAGAUGAUGACGAAGUUACCCGCAGAGUCUUCGGGCCUAAUCACCGAACUAUCAAGAGACACGCCGAGCGGCGCUAUCGCGACCGUGCUGGUUCUUGGAGAGCCGCGUCUAGGAUUCUCAGCGACCCUCGUGUUAGUAUCAGUCUUCCGCAAGCGACAAGGCCGCGCUCUUCGGCGGAUACCGGCAGUGCUUCAUCGGAAGCUACUAAAGCUCAAACGACUUUAGACCGGAUUAACAAAGGAUCGCCUUCGUACCAACCUAGAAGUGACGAGAUUGCUUUUGACUCUAUCAGCGACAUCAGCUCCAAUGUACGUCCAAGGUUAUUAGCAGGAAAACCGUCGUAUGCCGAUGCGAAAGCCGAAGCUGCCACUGGAGACGAUUAUCCUGUAUCUGGCACAUUUUCUAGUCCUGCACCGUCGCCAAAUUCAGCUGCAGCGGCGAUCCUGAAGCGUAGAGAGAAUGAACACUCCGUAUCACUCGAUGGUCUUACACCGGUUAAGAUUUCUAGCCCUUUGUCUGCGACCCCACUCAAUACCGCGUCGCUACCAUCACCUAGUCCUCCGGGAACACAGCCAUCGACGUUCCCAGAAUAUGAUAAGAGCGAGGACGUACUUAAGCCCCCUUCACGACCGCCUUCGCAGUCACCUUCAAGGUCCCCGCCGAUACCCCAGCCACCACGACUGGCGUCAAACCCACCUUCGAGAUCUCAUUCAAACUCACCGUCGCUACGACAUUCGAAACCAUCUUCGAUACUUGUGUCGAGAUCUGCUAGAUCCAGUCCGUCACACCCAUCGAGUCCAUUCCCCCCGCCGCCACCUAUCCCGAUUGAAAUCAACUCAAGCAGUAGCUUGCGCUCGCCCUCUCCAAACUCCCAGAACUGGGACUACAAUCGACGAUCCCAGCAAGCCAUAGCCGAAGACGACGAAUACGCGCAUCUAGCUCACUCACUACCUUCCAUACGGCCUCAAGUGAACCUCCCUUACCCGCACACGGUUCACAAUCCACCUGAAGGCGUAUUAGCGUCAGAUCACCCGCCGCCCUGGGUAGCAUCAUCCAUGUCUCCCAAAUUACACCCCCAAGGUUACACCAGUCAACCCAUGUCGCGUGAUCCCAGCCACCAAUCGAGUCACAGUUACGCCUCAAGCCACUCUAUACCCCGCAACGCGUCGCCUUUGGCACACAGCUCAUCACCCGGCUCGCAGAUCAUGCAGCGCCCUCGCUCCCGCCGUCCAAGCGUCGUUGAAACAGAACCGAGUCCUCGGCUAGGUGGUUCAGAGUUAGAACCUAUAGUUACUAGCUACUCGCUGUAUAGCGAGAACUCCCGCGGUCGCAGACGCGCUGAGUCAAGUGGUUUACCAUGGUCUCCUAUUUCACCGAAGUUAUCGUCGCGGUUCAAACCUUGGAGGAGAGGUAGUGAUGGGCGUCGACAUAGAUCGGCUAGUGGUCGACUUACUAAUUUCGCUAGAGGCGUUAGGGGCAAUUUGAGUCCGGAUCUGGAUGCAUCGAGUAGUUCUGAGGCUAUGGCGCGCACUGGAACAGGUGGACUUCGACUCCGUGAUGGAACGGUUGUGGAAUUCGGAUCACCGCCGAUUGGGAGCGAGUCGCCGUCUGGUGUGGGUAUCGCUGGUUCAAGUCGUAGUACUUUCGGUGGCGAUGGUACUGGGUACGGCAAUGGCAGUCCUACUCUUACCGCCGGUUCACCGCCAAAGUCGUCUAGAAUUGGUCCUCGGAAGCUUAGCAAGAGGAACAGGAAAGAAAGCACCCCAAAGGUGCCAAGUCCUACUACUGAAGUCGGGUUAGGAAUUCAACAACCCCCCGCACCACCAUCCCCAUAA
This is a messenger RNA of Hypoxylon trugodes, 4602 nucleotides long. RefSeq lists its product as uncharacterized. The record is from RefSeq and is a predicted model, not a curated record. NCBI's taxonomy places the organism in Eukaryota, Fungi, Ascomycota, Sordariomycetes, Xylariales, Hypoxylaceae. The transcript is spliced from 6 exons. Bases 1 to 4602 code for a protein of 1533 amino acids.